This is a messenger RNA of Frankliniella occidentalis (western flower thrips), 1193 nucleotides long. Its product is annotated as trypsin-1-like. The record is from RefSeq and is a predicted model, not a curated record. The transcript has 6 exons. NCBI's taxonomy places the organism in Eukaryota, Metazoa, Arthropoda, Insecta, Thysanoptera, Thripidae. Gene Ontology annotation, molecular function: serine-type endopeptidase activity. The coding region runs from base 35 to 1063 and encodes 342 amino acids. Gene Ontology annotation, biological process: proteolysis.
CCUGCACCCGCACUAGGUGGUUAUCACGUCCACGAUGAUGAUCAUGUGCCGGCCCCGCGCCCUCCUGCUGCUGCUGCUCGCGAGCCUCUGGGCGGCGCACGCCGCCUCGGUGCCUCGCGAGGCUCAGCCGUCGCUGGCCAUCCCGAGCCUCAUACCUCCGCUGGCCAUCCCGAGCCUCAUACCGCCGCUGCCUAUCCCGAGCCUCAUACCGCCGCUGCCCGUCCCGAGCCUCAUACCGCCGCUGCCCGUCCCCAGCCUCAUACCGCCGCUGCCCGUCCCGAGCCUCAUACCGCCCCUGCCCGUCGUCGCGAGGAUCAUUCCGAUCCCGGCCAGGAGGCCUCCUCGCGCAUCCCUCUUCGGCGGCGGCUCGCCACGCAUCGUCAACGGCAACAACACGGACAUCAAGCAGGUGCCCUGGCAGGUCGCCCUGCUGGCCUGGGAACAGUUCUUCUGUGGAGGAUCUGCCAUAUCGGCAACGGUGGUUCUCACGGCCGCCCACUGCGUGCACGGAGAGGACACAUCCGGCGUCGCGAUCCGAGCGGGCAGCUCACUGUCGGAAUCGGGAGGACAAGUUGUAGAAGUGUCCGAGGUGAUCGAGCACCCCCAGUACGACCCCAACGCUACCGACUACGACGUGUGCGUCUUUAAACUAGCCGAAUCCAUCACGUUCAGCGCAAGUGCUCAGCCAGUGCCAAUCGUGCGGGCUGGCCAACAAACUCCGGACGGCACCAUCGCCAUCGUAUCUGGCUGGGGAGAUCUCAAGACGGGUGGUCCGGCCGCAACGACGCUCCAGUCGGUGUACGUGCCAAAAGUGUCGGAUGCCGACUGCAAGAAGGGCUACGGUGCGGCGGCAAUCACCACCCGCAUGGUGUGCUACGGGCCCCUGGAGGGCGGCAAGGACUCCUGCCAGGGUGACUCGGGCGGUCCCUUGGUGGUCAACGGCGUCCAGGUGGGCGUCGUGUCCUUCGGUGGCAAGUGCGCAGCUCCGGGACGGCCCGGCGUCUACUCCAACCUGGCCGACUACGAGCUGCGGGACUUCAUCACGCAAGAGGCCGGAGUCUAACCAGUGCGGUCCCGCCUCACAAACAUAUGAUAUAUGAUUGCAUGUUAAUGGAUAAAUUUGUUCUCAUGUGAGUCUACUGUCCGGAUCCAACACAGAAAAUAUUUAUUUUUAAUAAAUUUCCACCUCCCAA